AAAGCACCCUUCCUCAUACAUGCCUAAAAAACACCCCCAGCCCCUAAAAUGGGAAUAUGGUAAUCCUGCGAUGACAUAUUUAUCAUUUAUAUAUGCUAAAAUAUCAAAGAUCACAGCAUAAAGGACGUGACCAUGUAAGUGCGUCUGUUAUCAAACAGCUGCAGUGAAAUUCCACCGAGACGAGGAGUCAAGCUAAUCCACUCUGUUAAUUGGUUUACAGCUAACGCCUGUUAGGUACCAUCUGUUUUUGUCACCAAAAGGCCCCCGGAGGGCCUUGUGGCACCGACAUAAACAAUGUGAAAAUACACAAGCAUGCUAAGAUUGCUAAAAACAUGCGAUCCGUCCAUGCAGCAGAGUGUGGCUGGAAGUGGAAACGGAGUCUGUAGCGCCUUAUUCUUGUCGUCGUGAGAGCAGUGAGAGGUCACCAAGAUGAGCUUCAGCACCGAGGAGCGAGGUCGACCCAACACCAGCGACUACAGACUCUUCUUCAAGAACUCCGAGGGCCGAUACAUCUCUCCUUUCCACGACAUUCCCAUCUAUGCAAAUGAAGCCCAGAAUAUCUUUCACGCCGUCGUGGAAGUUCCCAGAUGGACCAACGCAAAGAUGGAGAUCGCCACCAAAGAUGCUCUAAAUCCACUCAAACAGGACAUGAAGAAGGGCAACCUCCGCUACGUGGCUAACGUGUUCCCCCACAAAGGUUACAUCUGGAACUAUGGCGCUAUCCCACAGACAUGGGAGGACCCUCACCACCAGGACGCUGACACGGGCUGCUGCGGCGACAACGACCCCAUCGAUAUUUGCGACAUCGGCAACAAGGUGUGCUCCCGAGGGGAGGUGAUCAAAGUCAAGGUGCUGGGCACGCUGGCGCUGAUCGACGAGGGCGAAACGGACUGGAAGGUCAUCGUGAUCAAUACGGACGACCCCGAGGCGGAUGACUUUAACAAUAUCGACGACGUCAGACGACUGAAGCCCGGCUACCUCGAGGCGACGCUGGAUUGGUUCAAACGCUACAAAGUCCCGGACGGCAAAGCUGAAAAUCAGUUUGCCUUCAACGGGGAGUUCAAGGACAGGGAUUUUGCUAUAGAAACCGUGAAGAGUACCCACGAGUUCUGGAAAGCUCUCGUGUCCCAAAAGACCGACACUGGCGACUUAAACUGUAUGAACACAAGCAUCUCGGACAGUCCGUCUUGCUUGUCUGCCCAAGACGCCGCCGCUGUUGUUGAGUCGGCGUGUGCCUUUGGAGCUGAAGAUCCCAUUCCUAGUCCAGUGAACAAAUGGUUCUACUAUGAAAAUUAAUGACAUUUUGGAUGGAAAUCAAUUCAUUCUUUGUUAUUCCUUCACUUGAUUUCUACCAUUAGCGUUACCAUUUAGCAUCAAUGUGUUAUGUAAUCAAUUCUGUUUUAAAAAUGCUUUUCUGCACCUAUUUUAACGCUUGUCAUGACAACAAAGUCAAAUGCAUCAUAACAAUAAUGUAACAACUGCGUUUGCCAACACUGAUCAAUAAAUGUUUCC
Molecule: messenger RNA, 1512 nt
Organism: Doryrhamphus excisus (bluestripe pipefish)
Lineage: Eukaryota; Metazoa; Chordata; Actinopteri; Syngnathiformes; Syngnathidae
Gene: ppa1a
Product: inorganic pyrophosphatase 1a
Biological process (GO): phosphate-containing compound metabolic process
Cellular component (GO): cytoplasm
Molecular function (GO): inorganic diphosphate phosphatase activity; magnesium ion binding
Source: RefSeq, a predicted model, not a curated record